Phaeodactylum tricornutum CCAP 1055/1 is the source of this 618-nucleotide messenger RNA. RefSeq lists its product with no specific name. Gene Ontology annotation, molecular function: RNA binding. Lineage: Eukaryota; Bacillariophyta; Bacillariophyceae; Surirellales; Neidiaceae. The transcript has 2 exons. Bases 1 to 618 code for a protein of 205 amino acids. The record is from RefSeq and is a predicted model, not a curated record. Gene Ontology annotation, biological process: formation of translation preinitiation complex.
AUGUUCAAAAGAUUUGACCCAAGCCAUGACACAUCAACCAGUACGCAGGUGAAGGCGUCGAUCCAGCGAUCACUCAAGUCUCAAAUUCUGGAUCGUCAUAAAUCUAUUACUGAAGAUACUCUGGAGGUACUCCUUCCAAAAAAGUCGCCGUUGGUUCAGUAUAAAGUGGGAAGUCAUAUGAUGCUGUACUGCAAACGAAGUGAACAUGAAGACAAGAGUCCGACUGACGAGCCAGUUCUGUUUCAGCACCGGGAUGGACCCAUCAUGCCCACUCUCAAAUUGCUACAUCGGUAUCCAACUUUAAAAUUUACUCAGGUGACUGUUGACAAAGGAGCUAUUCCCUUUUUGCUGGGUGGCGCCAACGUCAUGUGUCCUGGAUUGACAAACCCUGGCGGAGAAAUGCCCGCAGACGGCUCUGAACAAGACGAGCACGGCUUUGAUAAGCCGGGAUUGAAAAAGGGCGAUGGAGUGGUGAUAUAUGCAGAAGGAAAGGAGUUUGCUAUUGCUGUUGGCACGAUGACCAUGAGCAGUUUGGAAGUGAGGGGGAAAAAUAAGGGAAUAGCUAUCGAGCUAAUGCAUUACUUGGGCGACGGGCUUUAUCAGACGGACGAAAUAUAA